AUGCCUCCCAAAGCGAGUUCUAAAGCUUCUGGGAAGAAAGCAGCAUCAAAAAAGCCAGCAAAGAAAGCAACCACAACAAAGAAGUCAGAUACACUUAAAGAAAAGAAAUCAGCGCCAACUCGUUCGAAAUCAGUCGAAAAGCCAAAGGCAACUCCAGUAAAGAAGAGUGCAGCCACAUCAAGGAAAAAUAACGCUAAGACUAUUAAAAAAGCGGCAUCAAAAGACACAUUACCACCAGUUAAAACAACAAAGAAGAAAGAAUCAUCCAAAUUAGUUCCAAAGGCAUCAAAGAAGUCAACAGCUAAGAACACACCAAGGAGAGCUCUUAGAAGGCCAUCAGUAGAAUUAGUCACAGAAGAUAUUUCAAUAGACGUUACACAGGAUAGCGAACCACAGACUAAGAAUGAUGUUAAGGCCCAAGAAAAAGUAGAACAGCCAAAGCAAGAAGAAAUUGCUAUGAAUGUACCAGAAGUAAACGCUGUUGAAUACGAGCAAUGUAUAAAUAUACCAUUUAUCUCCGUUCUCGGAAAUUCUAUGCCUCCGCCUACGAAUGUCGAAGAAUUAUUGAACGCUUUACCUGCUUAA
Molecule: messenger RNA, 585 nt
Organism: Trichomonas vaginalis G3
Lineage: Eukaryota; Parabasalia; Trichomonadida; Trichomonadidae
Exons: 1
Coding region: 1-585 (194 amino acids)
Source: RefSeq, a predicted model, not a curated record